Messenger RNA from Delphinapterus leucas (beluga whale), 4704 nucleotides. The record is from RefSeq and is a predicted model, not a curated record. Lineage: Eukaryota; Metazoa; Chordata; Mammalia; Artiodactyla; Monodontidae.
UGCGGGAUCUUAGUUCCCCGACCAAGGAUCGAACCCAUGCCCCCUGCAGUGGAAGCGCUGAGUCCUAACCACUGGACUGCCAGGGAAGUCCCCAAAGAUGUUUAUUUACAGAGGCAUUUUCAAAAAUUUGGAUUGGAGCAUGGGGUGUAACGUAAAAAAAAAAUUGCAGAGAUAACCUAGGUGUUUGCAGCAGGGGGACGGUGAGGUUCCGGCACUUUGAGUGCAGCGUAUGCUAAUGUGGAAAGAGUGCUGAGUCGUGAUUACGUAAAGUAUGUAGAAACAUGUAGGUGCGUACACACAACACACAGGAGGAGCAUGAGGAAGCUGUGUGUUAAACUGUACCCAUGGCUUCCCCGGGCUCCACGGCAAGAGUACUUAACCAAGGGUGUCCUGAGCUUCAUUUGCUAUGUUUGGAGUUUUUACCAGGAGUAAAUUUUUUCUUUGAUAAGUUAUACCAGUAUUAAGUUAAUACCAAUUAGUUUCAUGUGAAUACCAGUAAGUCUUCUGCUGAGAAUUUCUGAUGCAGCCUGUCGGUGCCCCCGCCCUCAGACGUUGGAGGAGAGGAGUCUCUGUGUGGCAGGCAGUGGAGUCCAGAGCUGAAGUCCUGCCUGUUCUCGUCGGUUUCCCCUCACUCUCCUCCAGGUAACUGGAGAGAGUCGAAAGGAAAGAUUGGGACGUGGACAUGGAGUGUCUGAUCCUGGAGGCCGAGGCCCGGGAGAGGCAGGAACUGGACAAGGAGAGGAGGAGACAUGAAAGAUUCAGCAGUCCCAGAGCUAACUUGGAGAGCCUGGCUGACCUGGAAACGUUGGUUCGAAGACGGAGAGAAAAGCGACUGAAAUGCAGAGUCCCCGCCAGGGCACCCGAGCCUGAGGUCAAGCUGCAGCCCGUGGACCUGGAUGCAUUCCCGCAGGCAGCUGCUGAGAACCAGGAGGCCCUGACUGACAAGUUCCUGACAGACAGAGGGGACCCCAGUGCCCACGACAAGCUCCACCGCACGGCCUGGCACUGGGCCUGUCCGAAGGGUCACAGCCAGCUCGUGAACAAGCUGCUGGAGGCGGGUGCCACCGUGGACACUCGGGACUUGCCAGACGGGACCCCUGUGUUCUGGGCCUGCCGUGGAGGGCACCUGGACAUCCUCAAACAGCUGCUUAACUGGGGCGCCCGGGUCAAUGCCCGGGACCAGGGGAGGAUCUGGGGCACGCCCCUGCACAUGGCCCUGCACCGCGACUGCCUGCAGCACCUCCUCGCCUGCGGGGCCUGCGCUGACGCACAGGACAAGGAAGGGGACACGGCUCUACACGAGGCGGUGCAGCCCGGCCGCUGCAGAGCCCUGAAGGUGCUACUGCUCUCCGGGGCCGGGCUGGACGUGAGAAUGCAGUAAGCUUCAGUGACCCCAGCGUAGCUGCCCCAGGACUGGCAGUGGGGCAUCUGGGAAGCACUGCAGGCCCACGUGGGGCACCCCCAUACCCGGUGCUGACAGCAGCCGAUCCUCAGGGCCACUCGCAGCCACCAUUCCAUCCUGUCAUCUCCGCCCCCGUGCCACUCACGUGUCUCACCCGCUUGGUCCUCCCUUGGUCAUGACUCCCCACUCAGGGCUGGUUCCGUGCCUUCAGGCAGCCCUGUCAGACCAGCCUCCCCGGCUUCCUGUCCCAGGCUGAGCUGGUCCCCGCCGGGGCGCGAGCUGGGGGCUGACACAGAGGACCCGGGGGUGGCAGGUGCGUGCAGGAAACAAAGUGGGUCCAGACGAGGGGCAGCGGAGGAGCAUGGGGGCCCAGGACGGAGCAGCACAGGAACAGCCUCGAGCUCCCUGGGGCCGGUGCCAGGGCUCCUCGGUGCCCACUGGUCCCCGGUCCAGGAGGCGGCUAGGCUCUGCCCUCCACCAGGGCCCUCCUGCCACCAGGUGGUGACUCGGUGCGUGGCCAGCAGCAGAUGCCCUUGGGUGCAGGUUUCUCCAGGGGCCUCCAUGCCUGGCCGUCUGGAGGGGGCUGCUGGACGGCUUUGAGCACCCCUGCACAGAAGGCCAGCCCCAGCCUGCUUGCCUCAGAAGCCCCAAGGCCGACGAGCUGGAGCUAAUGUUUUAGGGAAACCUUGUGCCCUCUGUCGAAGGCUUCGGACAGGCCUGCCCGCUGCCCUCUGGUUGGCCAUCUAGUGGCUCCCCUUGUAGGGGGACGCGCCUGGGUGCUGGGGAUUGCUUGCGGCCCACUCAGCUUUUGGCGUGGUGGCCUGUAACCCUGCUCUGCCUCCGGCGCUGACGUCACCCCGGCCCUGGUACUAGAGUGCGCGCUCUCACCUGGCCCCUGCAGCCACGGCCGUGCUGCUUCACCCUAACAAACAUUCGGAGGCAGGACGUGGAGGGCUCUGAGCUCAGCUGCUCCUUUCCCUCCUCCGCCAACUGGCGGUGGCCCGAGGCCCCACCUCCAGACACUCCCCUAAAGCUUCCCCCCAACACUGUCCUUUCCCGGUCACGCUGCACUGGUGCAGACCUGUCUGCUGUACUGCUGGCGAGCAGGGUCCUUACAUGCCAGAAGGUGCAUCUGAGAAGAGCUCUGCCCUAAACUGAGAGCCACAGGCAGAGGGCUGGGCUCCAGGAUGAAGGUCAGCCCCUCACAUAAGGAACCUGAGCUCCAGGAUGAAGGUCAGCCCCCUCACAUAAGGAACCUGAGCUCCAGGAUGAAGGUCAGCCCCCUCACAUAAGGAACCUGAGCUCCAGGAUGAAGGUCAGCCCCUCACAUAAGGAACCUGGGUUGAUAGCCAUUUUGCAGCAGUUACUUUACUUUUAGUCUAACUGGCGGCCUUCUCAGGCCAAGGACAAGGCAAUUUCUAUUCUGUGAAAAAGCCGACAAGAGCUCCCAACAGGGGCCACACGCCUUCCCCUCACGUGGGCACCUCCUGCCCUGUCCUGACAGAGCCCCAUGCACCCAGACGCUAGGGCCAUGGGAGAAACAGGCGUUCAAGUCCAUGGACAAGACACUUCCCAUCUAGGAAAUGGGGACACUUAAGUGACAGAAAAAAAUACCUUUUUAUACGUAUCAGUAUUUUUUGUUCAUUAAAACUGGUUGAUAAUCCAUCACGGCCUGGUUGUUUUUUCUGGGCUGAGAGGGGCCAGUUCCUCAGAAACUCAAGCCUGAUAACCAUGCCGGCCUGACAGCAAGACAGGUCCCCAGGGGCAGAGCAGGUAGGCAGGGUGGUCUAGGGCUUCUCAGCCUAGACUGCCUAUUAGAAUCAAGAGGGAAGAUUUUAAAAAUCCUGAUGUCCAGAUGGAUUAAAUCAGAAUCCCUAGGUUUGGACCCGGAUAUCAGCAUUAUCAUACAGAUAACGUGCUUGUCUAUGUAGGAGAUCCUAAGGAAUCUACAAAACCAAAAAAACAGGGACUUUCCCGGCGGCCUAGUAGUUAAGACUCCGCACUUCCACUGCGGGGGCUGGGGGUGUGCGGGGGUGGAGCACAGGGUUGACCACUGGUCAGGGAACUAAGAUCCUGCAUGCCACCAGAAAAAAAACAAACAAAAAACCCCACCUACAAUAAGGGAGUUCCGGCAAGAUCUCAGGAUACAAGAUAAACAUACGAAAACCUUUUUUCUACAUACUAACAAUGAAUCUGAAUACUAAAACACACAGUACCAUUUGUAAUUGCUAAAAAGAAAACCCACUUAGGUGUAAAUCUAACAAAACAUCUAAGGACCUGUAUGCUGAAAACUACAAAACUCUGAUGAAUGACACCAAAGAUUUAAAUAAAUGGACACGUACACAUGGAUUGAAAGAUGCAGCUGAGUAAAGAUGUCAGUUCCACCCAAAUUGAUACACAAGUUUAACACAGUUCCUACCAAAAUCCCAACAAGAUUUUUCUUUGUAUAUGUAGACAAGAUUAUUCUAAAAUUUAAAACUAAAACAACUCUGGAAAAGAACAAAGUGGGAGAGAUCAGUCCACUUGAUUUCAGGACCUAUUAAAUUGCUAUAAUAAUCAAGACAGUGUGGUACCAGUGAAGAGACAGACGCAUCCGUCAAAGGAACAGAACAGACAACCCAGAAAUAGACACAGCAAAUAUGCCAAAAGAUGCAAAAGUUAUUCAACGGAGGAAAGAUACGCUUUACAACAAAUGGUGCUGAAAGAACUGGACAUCUAUAGGCAAAAAAAUUUUUUAAAAAGCAACAAUGGAUCACGAACUUACAUGCAAAUUGAAACUGUAAAAUUUUAGAAAAAAGACAAUCUUCACAACCAAGGACUAAAGAAUUCUUAGACAUGACACCAAAAGCAUAAUCCAUAAAAGAAAAUCAGUAAGUUGUAAUUCACCAAAAUUUUAAACUUUCGCUCUGCAAAAGAAUCCUGUUAAGAGGAUGAAAAAAUAAGCUACAGAUUAGGAAAAAAAAAUCUGCAAACCAAAAACCCAAUAAAGCCUAGUAUUUAGAAUAUAUAAAGAAUUCUCAAAACUCAGCAGUAAAAACAACAAUCUAAUUAGAAAAUGGGCAAAAGACAUGAACAGACAUUUCACAAGGUGAAACAAGCACAUGAAAAAAUAUACCUUAGCCACUAUGGAAACGCAAAUAAAACCCACAAUGAGAUAGCACUACACACCUACCAGAGUGGCUGAAAUAGAAAAUAGUGACAAUACCAAAUCCUGGAGUGGAUGUGGGAAAAUACUCCCACAUUGCUGGUGGGAACGUAAGGCUGUACAGGCACUCUGAAAAAGCUCGGCGGCUUCUUUUAAA